CAAAAUCCAAUAUGGAUUCUGUUUAGGGGUGUGCUGUUGAAGGUAGUUUCGUUUGUUUCAUUAUAAUGAGACUUUCCAUUUGUUUUAUACUGUAAACAGGUGUUUAUUUCAUAGUUGAGUUUUUUAUUACUACAGUUUGAAAGAUGGAAAAUUGUAAAGAAAUUUUAGACAGUGACUGUUCGGUUACUCGUGACCUCAAAGUGGAUGUCGUUUUAGACUCGUCAAUGAGUUGCGUUUCUGAACAAAUUGAUCUCUUGGAUCAAACUGUUGAAGACAAAAACCGUAACAUUACUUUGAUAAAAUCUAAAAGCAAAUUAGUCUUAGAAGAUAAACAGAUUCCGACUUCAAGUGAAAAAGAAAAAUCUAACGUAAUAGGCUUGCAUGUGGGACCAAAUGGACUUUUAAAUGGGUUAGAAAUUGAAAACAGUGCAAAUUUAUCUAAUUUAUUCGAUCAUAUUCCGAAAUCUGAAAUGCAUGAACCUUUGUGUACCCCUAGUUCUAGUCAUGUUACUCAAAAAAUAUCUUGUGAGAGAAAAUCAGGUGAUGUUUGUGAUGGUAGGACAAAAGAUCUUAGGACAGACAAGGAUAAUACACAGUUAAAAUCAGAAUGUUUAAGUGCUUCCACUAAUUGUAGCGUGUUAGACACAGGUACAUUAGAUGUCCAUUCUGAUAAUUCAAGAGAACAGUGUAAUGAUAAAGAAAGUGAAGAGUCUGGAGUAGAAUAUGUGUCAUAUAAGUCUGAGCUUCAAAUGCCUGACAUUAUGAGACUGAUUCAGAAAGACUUGUCAGAACCAUAUUCUAUUUAUACCUACAGAUAUUUCAUUCACAAUUGGCCAAAAUUGUGUUUUUUGGCAAUGGAUGGUUCUAAAUGUGUUGGUGCCAUUGUUUGCAAACUAGAUAUCCACAGAAAGGUUGUAAAAAGAGGUUAUAUUGCAAUGUUGGCAGUGGAUGAAAAGUAUAGAAAAAGGAAAAUCGGAUCAAAUCUUGUGCUGAAGGCUAUUCGAGCUAUGGUAGCUGAUGAUGCUGAUGAAGUAGUUUUGGAGACUGAGAUCACCAAUCGCCCAGCUCUCCGCUUGUACGAGAACCUUGGUUUUGUACGAGACAAGCGGUUGUUUAGAUAUUACCUCAACGGUGUGGACGCUCUGCGCCUCAAGCUAUGGCUCAGAUGAAACGCCUCGUGCCUAAUGCUCGUUAUGCCAAAUUGUAUAUGUAGCCAAUAUUGGUUUGUAAUAGUUAUAUUUAUUUUACCUUUAUUUGUGAUGUGUAAUUUACUAAACAUGCCAGUCUAUAAGAGUAAAAAUCUAAUAAUAUAUUUAUACAGUUUUUAAAUAACACGAUGGUAUUUGUUAAUAGAAUGUUAUUUUGAUAUCUUUUCAAUGGAAGAGUUUUUAUAUUGAUUACAGUUUAAAAAAUCAACAUAUUAGUUUUGUUGAGUCCAAUGGACUUGUAUCAAAUUAUUUUUUAGAGAUAGACAUUGUUACCUUUGUUUUUUUUCUUGUAAAUCUUUCUUAAUUAUACUCUUUUUGUAUAAUAAUUUCUCUUGAACAUGCUGUCAGAUGUUUAAAAUCUAUAAAAAGGUUUGUUACUUAGCUUAUAUUGUUUUGUUAUUAGUCAGAUUGUAAGUAAAUUAAAAGCUACCAAUAAUAAGUUAUUGUUCGAAUAACA
This is a messenger RNA of Homalodisca vitripennis (glassy-winged sharpshooter), 1665 nucleotides long. Its product is annotated as N-alpha-acetyltransferase 30-like. The record is from RefSeq and is a predicted model, not a curated record. The transcript is spliced from 4 exons. Bases 144 to 1169 code for a protein of 341 amino acids. NCBI's taxonomy places the organism in Eukaryota, Metazoa, Arthropoda, Insecta, Hemiptera, Cicadellidae. Gene Ontology annotation, cellular component: NatC complex. Gene Ontology annotation, molecular function: protein-N-terminal amino-acid acetyltransferase activity. Gene Ontology annotation, biological process: N-terminal peptidyl-methionine acetylation.